CUAUCUCUCUCUGAUUUUCUUUUUCUAAAUUUUCGUACUUUCUCUCUCUAGAUCGAAGGCCGGCUCGAAUUCGCUAUUGCUUCUCCCUUCGGUGGUGGGUGGAUCUGAGGUUUGGUUGGAUCGAUUAUUUGGGAUUGGGAAAGCCCUAGAAGUGGAAUUGAAUUGUGGUUGUGAGGAAUUAGGGUUUGAGUUUUUUUCGCGCAGCAAACAGUGGGGGCUGGGGUUUCGGAUCGAUCUAGGGUUUUGUGGGGCUGCGAAUUGGUGAGGAAUUGAGGUAGGGUGAAUUGGUGGCGUGCGAAUAGAGGUUUGGAAUUGAUGUUACUCGUGGUAGGGAUCGAAGGAGGGAUUGGGGAACAUGCAAGGCUAUGCAUGGGCUGGCUGCUGAGGAAGGGAAACGGAGUCGGCACGUGUGGACAAUCCCCACGCGUUCGAUCGUAGCUGCCACGGCGGAUGGUUCUUCUUCCUCGACUUUGUCUUCAGCUAAUUCUUUUUCCAAGGAUGGGCGCAAGAUCAGUGUUGGUGAGACUGCUCUUUUCAAACCAGCUCAGGAUUCCCCACCUUUUGUUGGACUAAUUCAUUGGUUGACCGUGAGUAAAGAGAAUAAGAUAACAUUAGGUGUGAAUUGGCUCUAUCGGCCUGCUGAAGUAAAGCUUGGCAAAGGCGUGCUGUUAGAAGCUGCGCCAAACGAAAUCUUUUACUCCUUUCAUAAGGAUGAGAUUUCUGCCGAAUCGUUACUGCAUCCUUGUAAAGUUGCUUUCCUUCGUAAAGGUGUUGAACUUCCAUCAGGGGUUUCUUCAUUCGUGUGUCGACGGGUUUAUGACAUUACGAACAAGCGUAUAUGGUGGCUAACGGAUCAAGAUUUUAUGAAUGAGCAACAGGAAGAGAUAGAUCAGCUGUUAUAUAAGACUCGGAUACGAAUGCAUGCAACAUUGCAGCCAGGUGGCAGAUCUCCAAAGCCAAUGAGUGGUCCAACAUCAACAUCGCAGUUGAAAGCUGGUUCCGAUAGUGUACAGAAUAGUGCCUCUUCCCUUCCUUCUCAAGUUAAGGGAAAGAAAAGGGAGCGUGCAGAUCAGGGAUCUGAGCCUGUCAAACGAGAGCGUACUACGAAGACUGAUGAUGGGGAUUCUGGUCUUAGCAGAGUAGAAAGCAAUUUAAAAUCUGAAAUUUUAAAAAUUACAGAAAAAGGAGGUCUUAUAGACUCUGAAGGGGUUGAGAGAUUGGUGCAACUCAUGCUGCCUGAAAGAAAUGAGAAAAAAAUAGAUUUAAAUGGGCGGUCAAUGCUUGCUGGUGUUAUAGCAGCCACAGAUAAGUUUGAUUGCCUUGGUCAGUUUGUGCAGCUCAAGGGUGUGCCUGUAUUUGAUGAAUGGCUCCAAGAAGUCCAUAAAGGAAAGAUUGGCGAUGGUGAAAAAAAUGUUGAGGAGUUUCUCUUGGUUUUGCUUCGGGCUCUUGAUAAGCUGCCUGUAAAUCUUCAUGCCUUACAAAUGUGCAACAUUGGAAAGUCUGUGAAUCAUUUACGCACUCAUAAGAACUUGGAAAUCCAGAAGAAAGCAAGGAGUUUAGUUGACACAUGGAAAAGACGGGUUGAGGCCGAAAUGAACAUCAAUGAUUCAAAGUCUGGUUCAAAUCAGGCUGUUCCCUGGUCUUCAAGACUGCGCCUUCCUGAAGUUUCACAUGGUGGUAACAGACACUCUGGCACAUCCACUGAAGCUGUAAUAAAGAGCUCAGUUACACAGCUCUCUGCAUCUAAAACUGCCUCGGUUAAGCUUAUCCAGGGGGAGAGUGUUACCAGGUCUCCAUCUGCAUCUGCAUCUCCAGGUUCUAUGAAAUCGGUGCCAUCUCCUGCACCAGCAAAUACUAAUGUAAGAGAUGGUCAGAUUCAAAAUGCUGCCGGUGGCACCUCUGAUCUCCCUCUGACAACAGUGAGGGAUGAGAAAAGCAGCAGUUCUAGUCAAUCUCACAACAGUCAAUCAUGUUCUAGUGAUCAUGCUAAAACAGGGGGACUUUCGGUGAAGGAGGAUGCAAGGAGCUCUAGUGCUGGCUCAAUGAAUGGAAAUAAGGUCUCAGGUGGUUCUUCACGGCAUCGGAAAUCGGUCAAUGGAUUUCCUGGCUCAGCUGCAUCUGGAGUUCAAAGGGAAAUCACUUCAAGCAAAAGUUCCUUGCACAAAAAUUCAGCUUCAGAGAAACUAAUACAGUCUGAAAAGACACUUGAUGGGCCCGUCUCUGAGGCUAAUAGUCUCAAAUUGAUUGUGAAGAUUUCAAAUCGAGGCCGUAGUCCAGCACAAAGUGCCAGUGGAGGAUCAGUUGAAGACCCUUCAAUCAUGAAUAGCAGAGCUUCUUCCCCCGUGCUCUCUGAGAAACAUGAUCAGUUUGAUCGUACUCUCAAAGAGAAGAGUGAUACAUAUCGAGCUAAUGUAACUUCAGAUGUGAAUACUGAAUCCUGGCAAAGUAAUGAUUUCAAGGAUGUACUGACUGGGUCUGAUGAUGGUGAUGGAUCCCCUGUAGCCAUUACUGAUGAAGAACGUUGCAGAACUGGUGAAGACAGUAAAAAAAUUGCAAAAGCUAAAGCUGCUUCCUCAUCAUCAGGGAAUGGACUUGAAUCAGCGAAUUUGCAGGAUGCUUCUUUGCGCUCUAUAAAUGCUUUAAUUGAUAGUUGUGUAAAGUACUCUGAAACUAAUGCAUCUAUGUCCAUUGGGGAUGAUGUUGGAAUGAACCUCCUUGCCAGUGUGGCAGCUGGUGAGAUGUCCAAGUCAGAUUUGGUUUCACCCAUCAAUUCUCCACUAAGAAACACACCUACAGUUGAGCACUGCUGCACAGACAGUGAUCCCAAAGUUAAAGUUAAAUCAUCUUUGGUAGAUGACUUUACUAGAGAAGAAAGUCAGUCUCAUGAUGGUGCUGAUGAAGAUCAUGAGAAGCAGGGUGUUAUUUCCACUAAUCUUAGACCUAAAGUUGGAGAAGAUAGUUCUGUCGAUUUGGUUUCCGAGGAGAAACCAAUGGGAGAGUACCCUGGAUAUUUAACUUCUUCUGGUAGGGAUUUACAACAAACUGCAAAGGCAUGUGUAGAGAGUGAUGGAAAAUCUGCUGAAAUAAAAGUAGCUACAUCAAUGGCUUCCUCCACUGCAAGCACUGUAGAGAAAACUAUGAAUAUUGAAGGAAGCCAACCACCUCAGGAGAAAAAGAUGGAUGGUGCGGUGAGUAUGGGUGCCACUCCAGAUGUUAAAGAAAAAGCAAGUUGCUCUUUGCUGAAAGAAGAUGAUGGCAAGGAUGAAAUUGUAAGUCUUAAGGUUGAGAUGAAAGCCGUUGAAGGGUUGGGUGAUGCUGUGCAGACUGAGCAGAAGCCUUCUGCAUCCAUGAUGCAUUCUGAUGAUGUGAAAGGAAGCAAUCAAGAAGUGGUGCUUCCUUCUGGUGGUGGGAAAGAUGUGCUGUCAGAAAAUGUCAGUAAACUGAAGGCUGAAAAUAUUGAGGAAACAGAUGUGAGGGGUUUUGUGAGUCAGAUUGACGAUCGUAGAAAUGAGCAGGACAGUAAUGCUUUUUCAAGUCCAGAGAAUCGAAUUUCAGUCGGUUUGGCUCCCAUUCUUUCUGAUCGUGAUGGUGAACACGUGGAGGAAAAUUUGGAAAGCAAGGAUGACCUUGCACUACGAGGUAGAGCCGCUCCUCACACGGUUUCAUCUGCACUCGCUGUGCAAGAAACAGAACAGCCUGAGAGCUCUAGGAGAUCCAAGUUGAUUGGCACAGAAACAGAGGAUGCGGAGGAAUGUAUAUCAACCAGUGCCCAUGCUGCUUCUAUUCCUGUUUCUGGGGUGUCAGACAUGGAUGCAAAAGUAGAAUUUGAUUUGAAUGAAGGCUUUAGUGUGGAUGAUGGAAAAUUUGGGGAACAUAAUAACUUGGCUGCACCUGGAUGUUCUGCUGCUGUUCGUUUGGUUAGCCCAUUACCUUUUUCUCUUCCUUCUGUGUCUAGUGGCCUUCCUGCUUCAAUUACCAUCACAGCUGCUGCAAAGGGUCCCUUUGUUCCCCCUGAUGACCUACUGAAGAGUAAAGGGGAACUUGGUUGGAAGGGAUCAGCAGCCACCAGUGCCUUUCGACCAGCUGAACCCAGGAAACCUCUGGAAAUGUCACUGGGAACUGCAAACAUUCCUCUUCCUGAUGCCACAGCUGGCAAGCAGAGUCGCCUUCCAUUGGAUAUUGACUUGAAUGUACCAGAUGAGAGAUUCCUUGAGGAUCUCGUUUCACGAAAUUGCACUCAGGAGCCUGGUACUUUAUCUGGGCCUAUGAAUAGUCGUGAACUGGCACGUGAACAACAGAUAGGUUCCAAUCUUCUCCGUGGUUCUGGAGGACUUGGUCUUGAUUUGAACCUAGUUGAUGAUGCUUCUGAUAUGGGGAAUUACGCAACAAGCAGCAAUACUCGUAGGGUAGAUGUCCCACUUUUGCCGAGAAAAUCAACAUCCAGCAGUGCACUUAAUGGUGCAAUGAGUGGUCGCAGGGACUUUGAUUUGAACAAUGGACCUGUAGUUGAUGAGGUGUGUGCUGAACCCUCGCAGUUUAGCCAGCAAGCAAGGAGCAGUCUGCCAUCCCAACCGCCUCUUUCUGGCCUCAGAAUGAACAAUACAGAAAUGGGAAACUUCGCACCUUGGUUUCCUUCAGGAAGCACAUAUUCUGCUAUUGCUAUUCCGUCAAUUAUGCCUGAUAGAGGGGAGCAACCUUUCCCAAUUGUCGCACCUGGUGGGCCGCAAAGGAUGUUGGGUCCCACUGGUAGCAGCAGUCCAUUUAGUCCUGAUGUAUACAGGGGGCCAGUGUUAUCAUCCGCUACUGCAGUGCCCUUCCCCUCCAGUCCAUUUCCAUACCCUGUCUUUCCUUUUGGUACCAGCUUUCCACUGCCAUCAGCCACUUUUUCAGGUGGUUCAACAACAUAUGUGGACUCACCAUCUGGAGGGAAGGUUUGCUUUCCUACAGUCCGUACACAGUUUUUAGGACCUGCUGGUGCUGUUUCAUCCCAAUUUCCUAGGCCUUUUGUUGUAAGCUUCCCUGAUGGUAACAUUAAUGGUAGUGGUGAGAGCAGUAGGAAAUGGGGAAGACAUGGCUUAGACCUUAAUGCUGGGCCUGGUGGCCUAGAUGUGGAUGGGAGAGAUGAGCCAUCUCUUCCACUGAGGCAUCUAUCUGUUUCUGGUUCACAAGCUCUAGCAGACGAACAAGCAAGGAUGAUCCAGAUGGCAGGUGGUGUUUCGAAGAGAAAGGAACCCGAGGGAGGUUGGGAUGGAUACAAGCAAUCCUCGUGGCAGUAGGGAUGAGUAAUGACACAAUCUAGUGAACCAUGAACAGCUUUGCUUUGAGGAUGGGUGUUGGCUAAUCCCCAGAGGCCGUCAUCUGACUUGUGUGAUUGUUAAGGAUGGGUGGUAAGUGAGUUAUCUGAUGUUGUUCAUAGUCUCCGACCCCCAUCCAUUCUCUGUAUCAAAUUGUAUUUUAGUGGAAUCUGUCUGGGGUCUACGAGCUACUUGUUACUUGAAUUUGUUCUGGGUGGCUGCAGAUCAAUUUCCCUUUUGUAGAUAUUUUAACUGUUCGAAAGCAUUUGAUCUCUGUUUCCCAGAACUCGAAUUUGGUGCCCCUACUGGUAUUCAGUGCAUCAACAAUAUAUGCCAUUGGACUCAACGCUUCCCUGCCUUGCCCCUCUUCCGGUAUGAAGGUUGGAUUGCAGAACUGAUUUUGAGCCAACACCUUUUGUAUGUGGUUUCUCGUUAAAUUAUUCUGUCUCUUCCCCUCCUAUCUACCAAUCAUAAAUAUAUAGAACUGACUGGUCACCGAAUUUUGGGAACUGAACUUUUCUUGUUUUGGCAUGGUUUAGUUGCUAUGUGCGAUGUUUUUUGAUAAGCUAUGCUUGAUGUUGUAUUCUACUUGCCAAAAAAAUGUAUUCUAUCUUCCUUUUAUUUAAUAUAUUCACACUAAAUUAGUCGUCAUGGUGGAUUUUCUGCCAGAUUGCUACAAGUUUUCUCACAUACCAUUCAAUUACAUGAGAGGCCACAUCUAGAAGCUUUUUACUUUUGAGGGUUUUGUUUUUUUGAGUUUGUUCUGCUUAUGCAUGCUGAAAAAAUGUUUUUAUUGUUUGUUGUGGUGCUGUUCACACAUGUGUAGUAAGAGAUUGCGACUGACAUUGACUGUAGUAUGUACCAAAACCGUCUUGAUGCUUGGUAAAAUUACACUGUUAACCCCCGUAAACUACCAUCUUUUUGCGAUGCGACUUAUAAAAUAUCGAAGUUGUAAAUUACUCUCCCUAUAGUCUAAGUUUCUCUUUGCACCCGUUUGACACAUGGUAGAGUGUGCGUUGCACUAGAGUUUCAUAUUGGGGGCUAAGUGAUCACUUUUAUUUGCUUGACUUGGUUGGAAGCUGUUUAUGUAUGUUAGCUGUGCAUAUUUAUUCCAUACCUGAGACUAGUAUUUUUUGUUAGAGUUGCUGUAUAUGGUUAUUAUGGAUUGCUGCGAAUGGUUAAUUGCAUAUCAAGAA
Molecule: messenger RNA, 6490 nt
Organism: Juglans regia (Persian walnut)
Lineage: Eukaryota; Viridiplantae; Streptophyta; Magnoliopsida; Fagales; Juglandaceae
Exons: 4
Coding region: 366-5276 (1636 amino acids)
Cellular component (GO): nucleus
Molecular function (GO): chromatin binding
Source: RefSeq, a predicted model, not a curated record